GUGAUGUGAUGUACCAUAAAGUGUAUAGUGAUGGAUGUAAAAUUUCCGCCAUCUGUAGCACAACAUGUACGGUUGAACGACACGUUGUAGAUUGUAAUGUUACUACUCCUAUAACCACUACUUCCCCUGUGUCAACUACGGUCACACCACCAUUUUCCCUCACUACCACUCCUCCAUAUGUUCCUCCUCCUGGUUGUGUUUCUCCUAACUACCCUCCCCUACAGCCUGGACAAAAAUUCAAAUUAUCCAACUGUACAGAAGUCAUCUGUAAGGGAAACCACAAGACAGACAUACAAUCAAUUCACUGCCCACCUGUAAAGGAAAUCACCUGUGCGAACAAAUAUCCACCAAUACUGGUACCUGAUAAAGAUGGCUGCUGUUAUCACUAUGAGUGUCAAUGUGUGUGCAGUGGAUGGGGUGAUCCUCAUUACAUCACUUUCGAUGGAACCUACUAUACUUUCCUUGAAAACUGCACUUACGUCCUGGUGAAACAGAUUGUACCUAAAUACGACAACUUCCGUGUUUACGUUGACAAUUAUUACUGCGAUUCAGUAGAUGGACUUUCCUGCCCUAAAUCCAUUAUUAUUUUCUACAAAUCUGCAAAAGUGGUGCUGACUCGUGAACUCCUGAAUGGUGUGAUGACCAAUGUGAUGUACUUCAACAACGAGAUUGUCCAUCCAGGAUUCAAAAAAGAUGGCAUAUCUUUCUCCAUGCUUGGCAUCAACAUGAUUGUGGAAAUACCAGAGAUUGGUGCAACCAUCACCUUCAGUGGGCUGAUUUUCUCCGUGAAACUGCCAUUCGACAAAUUUGGCAACAACACCGAAGGACAGUGUGGAACAUGUACAAACAACAAAGCAGACGAAUGCCGCUUACCAAGUGGUAAGAUCAUUUCUUCCUGUCCCGAAAUGGCUCAUCACUGGAUCGUUGAUAACAACCAGACAUGCCAUGGAGUACCACUACCACAUCCUGUAACCACACCUCCACCAAGGCCUCACUGUGAAACACCUCCACUCUGCAAGCUUAUCUUGAGCAAGACUUUUGCAGACUGCCAUGGCGUGAUACCACCGGAACCAUUUUUCCAAGGCUGUGUUUUUGAUGGGUGCCGCAUAGCCAAUAAAAGCAUGCAGUGUAGCAGUCUGGAGAUAUACGCUACCGAGUGUGCUGCUAGAGGUGUCUGCAUUGACUGGAGAAGAAUGACCAAUGAUACAUGCUCAUACCACUGUCCAGCAAGCACGGUAUACAAGCCAUGUGGGCCCAUUAAUCCUGCUACCUGUGACAAAAGUGCGGUCGAGAUCCCUGGCUAUGGAGUAACCGAAGGAUGCUUCUGUCCUGAAGGAAAGACACUCUUGAGUAUAGACAGCAAGAUCUGUGUCCGUGAAUGCAGAGAGGGCUGUGCAGUCAAUGAAACCUUGUAUCCACCUGGAGCUAUCAUUCCAUCACAGCCAUGUGAAGAAUGCAUCUGCUCCAAAUCCUCUUCAAUGUCUCACGCUACCAUCAAGUGCAAGCCUGUUACCUGUGACACGUACUGCCCAGUGGUUGGAGAAUUCUGGCACCCACCUGGUGAUAACUGUACAACUUACACAUGUGAAAAGCAUGGUAACCAGUACAUUCAAGUCGCCCUAAAGAAAAGCUGUCCUGCCAUUAACCCUGACUGCAAUCCCGAUGACAUCGUGCUCUCUGAAGAUGGCUGCUGUAAAGUGUGCAGCACAGCUUGUCUGAAGCACCGUAAUAUUACCGUCAUCGAAUAUGCUGGAUGUGUAUCACCUGCACCCGUUGAGUUGUCAUACUGCGAAGGUAGAUGCGAUGCUUACUCACGAUAUUCUCUGGAGGCAAACACAAUGGAACAUAAAUGCUCAUGCUGUCAGGAGACCAAGGUCAGCCAAAGAAAGGUGACUCUGACGUGCAGUGACGGAACCUACCUUGAUCACGCGUACACCUACGUGGAGCAAUGCAGCUGCUCGCCCGCUGAGUGCGUUCUCCGAGACCUGGAAGAAGCAUAUGAGACAGGACCAUCAGGAAUCCAACAUGAAGCAGAGCAGGAGGACGACGAUCUUUCUCGCAUUUAUGAUAGCAAUGAUAAAGAAGUGGCCCUCUUGCUAAGGGCAGGAGCCCCUGAGGACGUGGCUCGGAAGGCGGGAAACGCCUCGCGCCUGGCUUCUGCUGUGGCGGUCGGCCUGAGGGGACACACCGCGCCCUGCCUGCCCUGGAGCAACGCGCAGCCCUUCACGGCGGGGUGCCGGGUAGAUUUUACCUCAGCGCAGCCCCCCGGCGGCGGAGGGAUAGCCG
Messenger RNA from Apaloderma vittatum (bar-tailed trogon), 2286 nucleotides. RefSeq names its product intestinal mucin-like protein. The annotation marks the transcript as partial. NCBI's taxonomy places the organism in Eukaryota, Metazoa, Chordata, Aves, Trogoniformes, Trogonidae. The transcript has 16 exons. Gene Ontology annotation, cellular component: extracellular matrix. The record is from RefSeq and is a predicted model, not a curated record.